Hirundo rustica (Barn swallow) is the source of this 831-nucleotide messenger RNA. It is a transcript of the gene BUD31, whose product is annotated as BUD31 homolog. Lineage: Eukaryota; Metazoa; Chordata; Aves; Passeriformes; Hirundinidae. Bases 175 to 609 code for a protein of 144 amino acids. Gene Ontology annotation, biological process: mRNA splicing, via spliceosome. Gene Ontology annotation, cellular component: spliceosomal complex; nucleus. The record is from RefSeq and is a predicted model, not a curated record. The transcript is spliced from 5 exons.
GCGUUUUGCUCAGGCAGCGCGCAGGGCAGCGCAAGGGGUGGGCCCAGGGGCGGUGCGGCGGAGAGCGGCCCGCGGGUGACGGCGGCGGCGCGACGGGAGCGGGCGUUUUUCCCAGUGGUUCUGAGGGAGUGUUGGCAGUUCCCCUCGCCUUUUGGCCCUCUCGUUCCCGAGGCAAUGCCCAAAGUGAAGAGGAGCAGGAAGCCUCCCCCGGAUGGCUGGGAGCUGAUCGAGCCCACGCUGGAUGAGCUGGAUCAGAAGAUGAGAGAAGCGGAGACGGAGCCGCACGAAGGGAAGAGGAAAGUGGAGUCCCUCUGGCCCAUCUUCAGGAUCCACCACCAGAAAACACGUUACAUCUUUGAUCUCUUCUACAAGAGGAAAGCAAUCAGCAGAGAGCUCUAUGAGUACUGCAUCAAGGAGGGCUACGCUGACAAAAACCUGAUUGCCAAGUGGAAGAAGCAGGGCUAUGAGAACCUCUGCUGCCUGCGCUGCAUCCAGACUCGGGACACCAACUUUGGGACCAACUGCAUCUGCAGGGUCCCCAAAAGCAAGCUGGAAGUGGGCAGAAUCAUUGAGUGCACUCACUGUGGAUGCAGAGGCUGCUCUGGGUGAAGCCUUUUGCCAUCAGACUUGUUUUUUGAACUCUGAGGGACAUCUUCCUCCUCCUCCUCAAUGGACUAUGAGUGCAAUUACAGCCAUUUUCUGUGAUGGGAUAUUUCUGUAAUAUAAUUAAAGCAGCAGCAUGAUCACCUGGAUCGUGCAUAAAUGCGGGGUACUUUGGAGUAGGGUUUUGUGUAGCCAUUUAUUUUAAAAUAAAGCUUGCCUUCCUGAGAA